AUGGGAUCCAUAUCUCACGAUACACUGGCAACGGGUUCGCCAUACCCAUCCCAUCUUCAGCAAUUUAUCGGAAAGCAUAAGUCCGAGUUGCCUUCCCCUUCAUUAUGCCUAUCUCUUCCUGUGAUGAAGCGGAAUGCGCGAUCUUUCCAUGAAAAGGUCAAGAAAUCGGGCGUAGAUUUCCGCGCCCACGUCAAGACGAACAAGACAGAAGCUGUCUCUCGGAUCCUCCUGGGCGACGUAACGAGUAAGGUCAUCAUAUCAACGUUGAGAGAAGCGCGCGGACUUGAUAGUCUGAUCACGGAAGGAGUGGUCAAAGACCUUCUCUAUGGCGUUCCCAUUUGUCCCUCUGUGGUUCCAGAACUGGACCAGCUCUCCAGGAAGGUCACUACGAGGCUCCUCAUCGACCACAUCGACCACGUGUCUAUCCUGUCACAAUAUGUCCGAUGCAGAGAGAACUGGGGGAAACCAUGGACAGUCUUCAUCAAAUUAGACAUGGGGGGUCGACGUGCAGGCUUGCCUCUAGAUUCACCUGAGUUGAAGAAGCUCGUCCGUGCAGUCGAAGAAGCACCAAAUGUAGAGAUUUAUGGAUUCUAUUCUUAUUCGGCAAAGACGGCGAAUCGAUGGACCGUGGAGAUGGCUGAGACAGUACUUCAAAAUCAUAUCACCGGGGUGUUGGCAGCCACGGAGCUUUUGUCGGAUCCAACAAAACCUCUUACCUUGUCGAUCGGAUCAUCACCUACAGCCAGAGUUAUCCGCUCGAUCAAGGAGCAAGUUGCUUCGAACAUAACUUUCGAGAUUCAUGCCGGCAAUCUAGGCACAUUCAUCUAUAAUGACCUUCAGCAGCUUUCCACGGGCACCAUCGAUUCUUCGAACCUCGCAAUGUCCGUGAUAGCCGAGGUAUGCUCCGUCUACAGCGAGCGCAACGAGGCUUUGAUCAACGCCGGCGUCCUCGCUCUCACUCGCGAACCAGGAGAGUUAAGUGGCAUUGCUCGGGUUCGAGACAAAAAGAAGAAAGGAUGGAUCGUUGGACGUGUGAGUCAGGAGCAUGGUAUACUAGUGUAUGAUGGAGAUGACAACCAACGCGCCCAGGAUGUGUGGACCAUUGGUGACAAGGUUGAGUUGGAUGUCCAGCACACCUGCAUUGUCGGCGCGAUGUAUGGAUGGCAUUUUAUCACCGACGAGGAUGGUACUGUCCGGGAUAUACUCUUUCCAUGGAAGUGGUGGUAG
Messenger RNA from Capronia coronata CBS 617.96, 1227 nucleotides. RefSeq lists its product as uncharacterized. The transcript is spliced from 4 exons. Lineage: Eukaryota; Fungi; Ascomycota; Eurotiomycetes; Chaetothyriales; Herpotrichiellaceae. Gene Ontology annotation, molecular function: D-serine ammonia-lyase activity. The coding region runs from base 1 to 1227 and encodes 408 amino acids. Gene Ontology annotation, biological process: D-serine catabolic process. The record is from RefSeq and is a predicted model, not a curated record.